Ipomoea triloba (trilobed morning glory) is the source of this 3112-nucleotide messenger RNA. Its product is annotated as probable leucine-rich repeat receptor-like serine/threonine-protein kinase At3g14840. The transcript is spliced from 24 exons. The record is from RefSeq and is a predicted model, not a curated record. Gene Ontology annotation, molecular function: protein kinase activity; protein binding; ATP binding. NCBI's taxonomy places the organism in Eukaryota, Viridiplantae, Streptophyta, Magnoliopsida, Solanales, Convolvulaceae. Gene Ontology annotation, biological process: protein phosphorylation. Bases 25 to 2958 code for a protein of 977 amino acids.
GCAGAUCUUUCCCAGAAAUCAACCAUGCAAGCCUCCAUGUUCAUAAUCCUCAUACCAAUUAUACUCUCCUUCAAUCCAUUAUUUGUUGAAGCACAGAGCGGGCAUCUUCCUCCAGAUGAAUUGAAUGCACUUAAGGAAAUAGCUAAACAACUGGGAAAGAAUGAUUGGGAUUUUAGUCUAAAUCCUUGUGACAACAACUCAAACUGGAUGACAUCAAACAAUACAUAUAUGCCGCCACUGUACAAUAAUACUCUCAUUUGCAAUUGUAGCUUCCCUGGUGGAAUUUGCCAUGUGCAAACCAUCAUUUUGAAAGGGCAGGAUCUGCAAGGUGUCCUUCCUCCUUCCUUGGUGAAGUUACCCUUUCUCAAGACAAUUGAUUUAACUCGCAACUACUUAAGUGGUACAAUUCCCCCUGAUUGGGCUUCUACUAAAUUGGAAUAUCUGUCCGUUGUUGUGAAUCGAUUGUCAGGACCAAUUCCAAAAUACUUGGGAAAUAUAUCAACUCUUGAAUAUUUAAACUUGGAGAACAAUAUUUUCAAUGGAACUGUUCCACCAGAGCUUGGGAAACUUGCCAACUUACAGAAUCUCAUUCUUAGUGCUAAUAAUCUCACAGGUGAAUUGCCAAAACAAUUUUAUGCUCUUAAUUUGACAGAGCUUAGGCUUAGCCACAAUAACUUCACUGGGAAAUUGCCUAGCUUUCAAACUUUCAAAAGCCUUAAACAACUAGAGGUUCAAGCAAGUGGUUUUGAAGGACCCAUACCUCAAAAUAUUUCUGGAUUGACAAGCUUAACAGAACUUAGAAUCAGUGAGCUAAAUGGAGGUGUCUCCCAUUUUCCUAUACUAAACGACAUGACAAAAAUGGAAAUGUUGAUGUUGAGGAGGUGCAAUAUUUCUGGGAAGAUACCUGAUUUGGCUCAUAUGGCAGGCUUGAAACACCUAGAUUUGAGUUUUAAUAAUCUGGAAGGAGAGAUUGAUGGUCUUCAAGCUCUUGGUGACCAGAGUACAGGUCUUGGUCAUCUGCAGUACAUGUAUCUAACGAACAACUCGUUUAGUGGGCAAAUUCCUCAAUGGACUAUAAACCGAGAUUCCAGAUAUUUCACAGAUCUUUCUUACAAUAAUUUUGAGGGGAGCUCUGUACCACAUGCCUGUUCCUCCGAAACUGUAAACUUGUUCAAAAGCUAUAAUGGUGGAGGAGAAAAUGAAAAAUUUGUAAAGUGUCUAAUGAAUUGCACGAAAGAUUGGUAUUCAUUUCACAUCAAUUGUGGUGGAAGCAAUGUUUUGAUUGGUGACACUACAUAUGAUGCAGAUCAAGAUUCUUCUGGGCCUGCAAAAUUACUUUCCAACAAAGAGAACUGGGUAACAAGUAAUACAGGGUACUUUUGGGACAGAAAUGUAAUACUAUCUGACUAUACAACAACAAAUACAUCUGUCAUCAAGGGAAAAGACUCUGAAAUCUACCAAACGGCUCGGUUGUCUCCUUUAUCUCUAACGUAUUACGGGCGUUGUUUAGCAAAUGGAAAAUAUACUGUGAAACUUCAUUUUGCAGAGAUAGUUUUGAGAGAGAAUAGAUCUUUUCAAAGUCUUGGAAGACGCAUAUUUGAUGUUUAUAUACAGGGUCAAAGGAAAUUAAAGGAUUUUGAUAUUAAAACUGAAGCACAAGGGGUUGAUAAAGCCUUAAUUAAACAAUUUCAAGCAAUUGUUAAAGAUAAAACUCUAGAGGUGCGGUUUGAAUAUGCAGACAAAGGAACAACAGCAGCCCCACAUAGAGGAGUCUAUGGCCCUUUAAUAUCUGCCAUUUCUGUGGAAUCUGAUUUCAAGCCUCCUCGCAAUAGAAAGACUUUAAUUACAGCUGUUGCAGUGGCUUCUUUUUUAUUUCUUAUUUUCUCAAUUCUCUGUAUUGCUUCGUGGAAAAUCUACAUCAGAAAAAAGACCUCACAAGAAAAAGAACUGCGAGGCCUAGAUCUACAAAUUAGUCUAUUUACUUUUAGAGAAAUUAAAGAAGCUACAAACAACUUUGAUGCUGCAAAUAAGAUCGGGGAAGGUGGUUUUGGGCCUGUAUACAAGGGUACAUUAUUAGAUGGUACGACUAUUGCUGUGAAACAACUCUCGUCCAAAUCAAAACAGGGAUACCGUGAAUUUUUAAACGAAAUAGGCAUGGUUGCUUGUCUGCAGCACCCUAAUCUUGUGAAACUUUAUGGGUGUUGUGUUGAGAGAAAACCGUUGCUGCUGAUAUAUGAGUACUUGGAAAACAACAGCCUUGCCCAUGCACUUUUUGGUCCGGAAGAUUGUCAACUAAAAACAGAUUGGUCUAUUAGAUAUAGAAUUUGUGUUGGUAUUGCAAAAGGUUUAGCUUUCUUGCACGAAGAAUCAGAAAUAAAAAUUAUUCAUAGGGACAUUAAGGCCAACAAUGUGCUACUUGACAAAGACCUCAAUCCAAAAAUUUCUGAUUUUGGUCUAGCUAAACCUGAUGAUGAGAAUACACACAUCACCACAAGAGUUGCUGGGACAGUUGGAUACAUGGCUCCUGAAUAUGCAUUGUGGGGCUACUUAACAUUUAAAGCUGAUGUCUAUAGUUUCGGAAUAGUGACACUGGAAAUUCUUGCCGGGAAGAACAAUGUGAAGCGUCAUUCUAAUGAGAACUACUUUUGCCUCCUUGAUUGGGCACUUGUUCUUCAAAGAAAAGGGAACUUAAUGGAGUUAAUAGAUUCAAGAUUGGGUUCUAAUUUUGACAAAGAUCAAGCACUCAGAAUGGUUAAAGUGGCUUUGCUUUGUACUAAUACUUCACACGUCCUUAGGCCAUCCAUGUCUGCAGUAGUUAGCAUGCUUGAAGGUCGUGAUGAUAUUCUUGAAUAUGAUCCCAAUCUAGAUGAAUUCAAUUUUCAAGCAAUGAAAGAUCAUUAUGAUGAAAUGGCAAUCCGCUCAAGUGAUUCUCCCAACAAAGUAGAUUUUUCAUCAUAAGCAAAUUACCAUGCUAAAAAUCUUUUAUAAAUGUAAGAUAUUAGACUCUCCCACUAUUGCACUUCUUUAUCAAAAUAUCUCGUACGUAGUUAAAGUUUUUCAUAUGUAAUCUGAAUUGUAAUUUGAUCUACUGCAUAUAUUAUCUUUGUGUGUA